Messenger RNA from Ectocarpus sp. CCAP 1310/34, 688 nucleotides. NCBI's taxonomy places the organism in Eukaryota, Phaeophyceae, Ectocarpales, Ectocarpaceae. The record is from the annotation of a GenBank genome assembly.
CCACUUCUGUCCGACAUCGCAGUGGGUACACCCACCGGCGUCAACUACUUUUUUCAUGUCCCCACUUGUGUCUAUAUUUUGACCCACAUUUGUCCAAAUUUUACCCACUUGUGUCCACAUACGGAUGGCGGAAAUCGAGCGGAAAUUGACCUCCACGUCACCGCACGGCAGAACAUCGAAUAGCCUCGGAACGUCUCAGAACCUCCCAACCCCUUAUCCAUGGCAUCUUUCGUAUCCAUGACUGCCGACUGCGGACCGACCGCGGAGGAACAUAUCAGACACAUGCCAGGCCCCUUCGGUACCGGCACGGGAGGAUAUCAGGCACGGGAAGAUGCCGGCAGUAAGCCCGGCAAGCAGCACACUAACAGCACACGCCACAAAUGAAAUGCGUGACACACAACGGACAACAAAACCAACGGGUCGAACUAACGGGUCGCGCACCCAGAACGAUAAGACGCGCAUAGAGCAAACAACACUCACACACACGAAAGCAUCAACCGCCACCAAGACGAGUGCACACCGACUCGUCACGGCAGCAGUAGGAUGUCGAGGCAGUUUGCUCUGCAGGGCGCCCGCUCAGGGUCAAGCGGGGGUGCACCUCUGUCAACUGCUGGCGGGGCCAUGGUUGAAGGGGCAACUUUUGCGACGUCACGUGCCUUCAAACACGCAUUCGAGCGCUGCAGGAUCG